UGGCGCGGCUCGAGCCGCCGCCGCACUGACAGCUCGGUCUGCGGACCAUGGAGACUGGCGUCGGCCCACAUCCGCUGCGCCUGUUCAUCUGCCUGAUGCCGCUCUGUCUCGCCUUGCUUUUGGGACCAGGGAGGCCCGGGACCGCCGAGGAAGUCACCCUCCUGGAUUCCAAAGCCUCCCAGGCUGAUCUGGGCUGGACUGCACUGCCGAGUAAUGGGUGGGAGGAGAUCAGCGGCGUGGACGAGCACGACCGUCCCAUCCGCACCUACCAGGUGUGCAACGUGCUGGAGCCCAACCAGGACAACUGGUUGCAGACUGGCUGGAUCAGCCGCGGGCGCGGGCAGCGCAUCUUCGUGGAGCUGCAGUUCACACUGCGCGACUGCAGCAGCAUCCCUGGAGCCGCCGGCACUUGCAAGGAGACUUUCAACGUCUACUAUCUGGAAACCGAGGCCGAUCUGGGCCGUGGGCAUCCCCGCCCAGGCGGCAGCCGGCCCCGCAAGAUCGACACGAUCGCGGCGGACGAGAGCUUCACGCAGGGCGACCUGGGCGAGCGCAAGAUGAAGCUGAACACAGAGGUGCGAGAGAUCGGUCCGCUGAGCCGGCGGGGUUUCCACCUGGCCUUCCAGGACGUGGGCGCAUGCGUGGCGCUGGUCUCUGUGCGCGUCUACUACAAGCAGUGCCGCGCUAUAGUGCGGGGUCUGGCGGCGUUCCCAGCCACCGCAGCCGAGAGCGCAUUCUCCACGCUGGUGGAGGUGACCGGAACAUGCGUGGCGCACUCAGAAGGGGAGCCCGGCAGCCCCCCGCGCAUGCACUGCGGCGCCGAUGGUGAGUGGCUUGUGCCCGUGGGCCGCUGCAGCUGCAGUGCGGGAUUCCAGGAACGUGGUGACAUCUGUGAAGCCUGUCCCCCAGGGUUUUACAAGGUGUCCCCGCGGCGGCCCCUUUGCUCGCCGUGCCCGGAGCACAGCCGGGCCCUGGAAAACGCGUCCACGUUCUGCGUGUGCCAGGACAGCUACGCGCGCUCGCCCAGCGACCCGCCCUCGGCGUCCUGCACCCGGCCGCCGUCGGCGCCGCGGGACUUGCAGUACAGCUUGAGCCGCUCGCCGCUGGCGCUGCGGCUGCGCUGGCUGCCUCCGGCCGACUCGGGCGGCCGCUCGGACGUCACCUACUCGCUGCUGUGCCUGCGCUGCGGCCGCGAGGGCCCGGCGGGCGCGUGCGAGCCGUGCGGGCCGCGCGUGGCCUUCGUGCCGCGCCAGGCAGGGCUGCGGGAGCGCGCCGCCACACUGCUGCAUCUGCGGCCCGGCGCGCGCUACACCGUGCGCGUAGCCGCGCUCAACGGAGUGUCGGGUCCGGAGGCCGCCGCGGGAACCACCUACGCGCAGGUCACCGUCUCCACCGGCGCCGGGGCACCAUGGGAGGAGGAUGAGAUCCGCAGGGACCGAGUGGAGCCCCAGAGUGUGUCCCUGUCAUGGCGGGAGCCCAUCCCCGCUGGAGUCCCUGGGGCCAACGGCACGGAGUAUGAGAUCAGAUACUAUGAGAAGGGUCAGAGUGAGCAGACUUACUCCACGGUGAAGACAGGGGAGCCUGCGGUCACCGUCACCAACCUCAAGCCGGCUACCCGCUACGUCUUUCAGAUCCGGGCGGCUUCCCCGGGGCCCUCCUGGGAGACCCAGAGCUUCAACCCCAGCAUUGAAGUGCAGACCCUGGGGGAGGCUGCCUCGGGGUCCAAGGACCAGAGCCCCGCGGUCGUCGUCACCAUUGUGACCAUCUCAGCCCUCCUCGUCCUGGGCUCUGUGAUGAGCGUGCUGGCCAUUUGGAGGAGGACCUGCAGCUAUGGCAAAGGAGGUCGGGAUGCCCAUGAUGAGGAGGAGCUGUAUUUCCACUUCAAAGUCCCAACUCGCCGCACAUUCGUGGAUCCCCAGAGCUGUGGGGACCCGCUGCUGGCUGUUCAUCUGUUUGCCAAGGAGUUGGAUGCGAAAAGCGUCACGCUGGAGAGGAGCCUUGGAACAGGGCGGUUUGGGGAGCUGUGCUUCGGCUACCUGCAGCUUCCGGGCCGCCAGGAGCUCCCCGUGGCCGUGCACACGCUGAGGGAGGGCUGCUCCGACUUGCAGAGGCUCAGCUUCCUGGCCGAGGCCCUCACCUUGGGCCAGUUCGACCACAGCCAUGUGGUGCGGCUGGAGGGUGUUGUCACCCGAGGAAGCACCUUGAUGAUCGUUACUGAGUACAUGAGCCAUGGGGCCCUGGACGGCUUCCUCAGGCGGCGUGAGGGCCAGCUGGCGGCUGUGCAGGUGAUGGGGAUGCUGCCCGGCCUGGCGUCGGCCAUGAAGUAUCUGUCGGAAAUGGGCUACGUCCACCGGGGCCUGGCGGCCCGCCGGGUGCUGGUCAGCAGCGACUUCAUCUGCAAGAUCUCCGGCUUUGGGCGGGGACCUCGGGACCGAGCAGAAGCUGUCUACACCACCAUGAGCGGCCGGAGCCCGGCACUGUGGGCCGCCCCCGAGACGCUUCAGUUUGGCCACUUCAGCUCCGCCAGUGAUGUUUGGAGCUUCGGUGUCGUCAUGUGGGAGGUGAUGGCCUUUGGGGAGCGGCCCUACUGGGACAUGUCUGGCCAAGACGUGAUCAAAGCCGUGGAGGAUGGCUUCCGGCUGCCACCCCCCAGGCACUGCCCCUCCCCCCUGCACCGCCUGAUGCUUGACUGCUGGCAGAAGGACCCAGGUGAGCGGCCCAGGUUUUGCCAGAUCCAUGGCCUCCUGAGCAAGAUGGUGCAGGAUCCAGAACCCCCGAAGUGUGCCGACACUACCUGUGCCAGGUACAGCUGUCACCUCGCUUGUCCCAGGCCUCCCACGCCCCUGGCGGACCGUGCCUUCUCCACCUUCCCCUCCUUUGGCUCCGUGGGCGCGUGGCUGGAGGCCCUGGACCUGGGCCGCUACAAGGACAGCUUUGCUGCCGCCGGCUAUGGGAGCCUGGAGGCUGUGGCCGCCAUGACGGCCCAGGACCUGGUGAGCCUGGGCAUCUCAUCGGUGGAACACCGGGAGGACCUCCUCAGCGGGAUCAGUGCCCUGCGGGCCCGGGUACUCCAGCUGCAGGGCCGGGGGGUGCAGGUGUGAGCGGCCCCACUCUUCCAGGCCAGGACCCCAGGGGGCUCCAGCCCCCAGCCUUGCCCAGGACCCCCGCCAGCUGCACUCCACCCGUGCGGAAGUGAGCUCCCAGAGCUUGUGUGGAGCCCCGGUUUCCUCCAUUUCCCUGCCUUCUCCCCCCAUUUCCCCCAGUCUGAGCACCUUGGCUGACUCGGUCCCCCUGGAAAAAAGGUUCAAAACCUGGGGAGGAUCCCUGAGAUAACAGUGGGAGGAAAUGCAGCAUCUCAGAGACCAAGGUGGGCAGGGGCAGGGAGGAAGACAUAGCUUUAAAUGGCCCGAUUCAUGCCCUUCUGUCUUCCAUACCCACUGGGGUCUGGGGCCUACUCCAAAGGGUGCCCCACUUUCCCACAGACCAUUGGCCAGCAGGCAGCACAGGUCCCUGAUGGAUGGGCUCCUGUCAGUGCCCACAGCUGCCUGGCCGCCAAUCCUGAUGGGCCAUGGGGCCUCAGUUCCCCGUAUUCCAGCUGGGCCCUGUCUGGACACUGGUCCCGAGGCCCAGGCAGGCAAAGGUGGUGCUGAGCUCAGGGGCUGGACCCCGAGGGCCCCGGACUUAGGAGCUGAUUUCUGCUUCCCCCACACUUGAGCUGACCAUUCAGGGUGAGGGUGAGGGUUCCGGUGUUCCCCUGAGGCCCCACUAGGUGCCCCCCACCCCCUUUGCUUUCCUUUUAUAAACUCACCGGCCAGGACAUCUGGGAAGAGCAUGAGGAGAGUAGUUUUCUCCCUGGGGCCCCAAGAGCUUUGCUCCCCAGACUUGGGGGAUGAAGACAUGACUCUCAGAGACGGAGCUUCUCUCUCUAACAGGCCUGUCCAACCCUUACCGUACAGGUGGGGAAAACAAGACCUAGUGAGGGGUCAGGGCCAGAGCUGGGGUUGAACCCAUGUGCCCAACUCCCGAUCCAGAGCCGAGGCUGGCUCUGGAGAGAGUCAUUGGUCCUGCCCUGUGUCACCAACACUCUUUCCUGAGGCAGCCCAGGGGUACUCUGAGGUGACCCCCUCUUGCAGCAGGCUCCAUCCCCUGCACCCAGCCUCCCGUGGAGCACCUCCUCCCUCUGGCCCCUUUUCUGUGGGGCUUUGGCAGAAAUAGUUGCACUGAGCUGAGUCCAGAGUUCCUUAUCCAGGAAGGCUUCCCAGAGGCGGGGGUGAUCAUGAGGGCCAGGGCUUUCGUGGCACAGAAUGAAGGCAACUGGGUCUGGAUAGGGUCACCCCUGACCUAUGCCUGCUGUGGUUUGGCUGUGUGUGUGUCGGGUGGGAUGGGGUGGGAAGGAGACAAGGGCUACAGGAAGGGGUGAAGGAGACACAGCCGGCCCUUGGAGGGCCCAGACGAGGCGGGGAGGUGAACUCAGGCUCCAAGAACUACUACACGUCCCCCACGGGAGACCUUAGGGCCUGUGGGCCGGACACUCCUGAUGUGUGUAUAUGGAGGGGUGUCUGGAAAGGUUCCUUCGCUGAGAGUCUGAUGCAUCCAUUGAACAGGAGGAGCGGGGGGAGGGCUCUUUCCUUAGGGUUGGUGGAGUUUUCCGCUGGCCAAGACGGAGGGCCUAGGACAAGAGGAAUCCAAGCAGAGGGGCCAGCAUGAGAAGGAGCCUGGACGGUGGGAGAUGCAGCACAUCUUUGGGGAGUGCUCCGUGGUGGGGGACGGUGCCUCUCAGCAGUGCCUUUGGCCUCAUUCUGCCAGCAGGGCAGGCGUCCCCCCACCCCCGCUGUCCAUCUCCUGAGCACCUGCCCCAGCUCAGUGUCCUGGGGGGUGCUAGGGGAGGCCGAGAUAUUUCUUCUACCUUUGACAGAGCUGGAGGGUCCCUUGCCGGUGCCCUCCAGGCCCUGCCCCGUGGGAAGUCUGGAAAGGACAUACCAGCAUCCUGUGGAGGGAGCCUCAUUCCCAUCUCCAGCCUCAUCAGUCAUGCCCUGAAGGUCAGAGUCCCCUCCUCCUCCCCCCGCUGUUCUGCAGAGUCCCCUGGCUGUGUUGGCAGGAAUUUGGUGUCCAGGGUAGACCUCCCUUCCACUGAGGAGUGAGGUCCCAGCAUCCUGAUGGGUCCCAGGCCUCAGCCCUGCACAGGUGCCGGCAAGAUGCAGGCUGAUGGCUCCCUGGGAGCCCUCUACAGAUCUAUUUUUAUAUGGACCUUAUUCACUGGAUAGAGGUGGCCUGCAACCCCCCAGCACCCAUAUCUGAGCCCAUCCAGGGAGGGAAGGGGCUGGUUGGUGGGGGGGGGGAGUGGUCCCUUUGACUAAUUCUGGAGGUGUUUUUAUAGUUCUUGGGUUCUAUAUGCAGGACAAAGUAAUAAAAACUUGUCUGGUAUGGUGCCUCUGUCAGUGACAGUUGCUUAACUGUUAAGUAACUUGUGUGGGAGGGUUUUGCCCCCCCUGCCCCACCACAGGGGUCUCCAAAGUGUGUGUCUGAGAUCUCUGGGCAAGAGACACAUUUAGGAAAUAGAUGACAGGACAGUGUGAUCAGGGUUUACCCUAGGGGCGAGCACUGGGUGGCUUCCCCGAGGGGGCAACACUCCGUGGCGGUGCCAUUGCCGGAGAUGGACCACGUAAGGGGAGGGGGAGCAGGUUAAGCAGCGAUGUGGGAAAUGACGAGCUCGGUUUUGGACCAGGCUGCAAUGUGUGUCUGACACUGUGAAUAAACGAUGCUUAGGUGAUGUCCUA
Delphinapterus leucas (beluga whale) is the source of this 5777-nucleotide messenger RNA. Lineage: Eukaryota; Metazoa; Chordata; Mammalia; Artiodactyla; Monodontidae. The record is from RefSeq and is a predicted model, not a curated record.